AUGACGGCAACGUCCGUUGGUACUGCGACUACCGAGACAGUGCCAACGUCAAGUGCACCACAGACGUUGGCCCCAAGUUCAAGGAUGUCCACAGCCACAACCACAAGGUCAAAUCUCAUGGAGGAGAGGGCGCCUACAAGAAGAAUCAGGCGUACAUCCGAAGAAAUACCGAUGCAGACGUUUUCUGGGAAAGGACGUCGGCAGCCAGACUUGGUGGAUGAUGAUCCGACAACACCGCUGACGGCCUAUAACCUUUGCCACUCUAGGCCACGGCUCUCCCCCCUCAAGGGGGAACCGGGGCCGAGGGCAUUGGUAAUCUUUGAAGCAGGUCUUUUGGGGGCACCUGUCGACCACCACGGCUACCUGGCCGAUGCCAACGUAGCUUAUGGCUACGAAGAAUACCAGCAGCAGGAUGGCCCGCCCGAGAUGCCCAACAAGGGCUACGUCUUCGUCACUUACGGAGAUGCCAGAGAAUCAGAUGCUGCUAUCCAGCGUCCGGGUGGUGUCAUGCACAUGGAUCGCAUGCUGGUCUGUCGCCCUGGUCUGCCCAAGGGCGUUGCGUUCCGCCAGGACGACCUUAACGGAGGCGCAUUCCGUUCUCACCGCAGCCGCCGCUUCGAACGAUUCGACAGCAUGCUGGAGGAAGCCUGA
Molecule: messenger RNA, 651 nt
Organism: Pestalotiopsis fici W106-1
Lineage: Eukaryota; Fungi; Ascomycota; Sordariomycetes; Amphisphaeriales; Sporocadaceae
Exons: 1
Coding region: 1-651 (216 amino acids)
Molecular function (GO): nucleic acid binding
Source: RefSeq, a predicted model, not a curated record